This is a messenger RNA of Striga hermonthica, 834 nucleotides long. Lineage: Eukaryota; Viridiplantae; Streptophyta; Magnoliopsida; Lamiales; Orobanchaceae. The record is from the annotation of a GenBank genome assembly.
AUGCAGGAUAGUGCAAAUUAUUUCGAGGACUCGAACACAGUUGUGGUGUUAAACCCAUUAAUUAAUGAGUUCAAAUCCAUCGACUGCUACCCCAUCAGAUGUCUCCUCUCUGACGCCAGUUGUACUAGCUUAGUUUGUGCUGGGUUCGGAUUCGACCCCGUAUCUAAAGACUAUAAGGUAUUGAUGGAUGUCGACAACAGCUUCAGCACUGAAUAUAAUCCCGACGAUCCCCGUUAUGUGGUGUGCUCCCUGAAGACUGGUUCUUGGCGUCCUGUAUCUAAUUAUCCUCAACCUCCGUUAGAUGAUACGCCCAGGUGGUACUCAAUAGAACGCAACUCUAUUUACAUAGAUGGGAUUAGUUAUUCGCUUGCAUGUGACAACAAUUUAAGGAGUCUUUUCGGCAUAGUUUCCUUCAACUUUGCCACUGAAGAAUUCUCGUGGUCCCGAUGGCGACAUGUAAACGACGAGUGUUUUUGGCCUAAUGGGUACUGCCUGGUAGAAUAUGAGGGGUUGCUCGGUUGUGUUCUUUUUCAUGAUGUGGAAGGCAUGACGAAAUUCCAUUUGUUGGUUAGAGAGAAUGAGUCGUGGGCUCAGGUGACCAGCUUCCGUGUUCCCGGAGCAAGUAGACCCGUGGCGUGCUUGGGUAAAGACAAGUGGUUUUUCAAAGGAAAAAAGAACGAGCUGCUGUUUUUCGAUCCCACCGCCGUGGACCCCAAGCCUGUCUGCAUUUAUGACUUGCCCAAGUAUGCAGAAAUUAUUCCGUUUGUGGAAAGCACAAUCUGGCCCUGUGCUAUAAGGAAUAAGCCUGAUGGCGGGCAGUUUUGUGCUAAUUAA